AUGGAUUCAAACUCACAAUCUCCGCCGCUUGGCGAUUCUGACACCAAAAAUGUAUUUCGCAAGCCUUCUGGCGAGGCAGCUAAUAGGAAUUAUCGGCGACGAUCACCUAUUGAUGGGUCAUCAUCACCUGAUGGUAGUCCCAGGCGAGAACACAGCUCAAGUCCACAUCCAUCAAAGGAAGAAUCUGUGAGAGUCUCUCACCAUCAUUCAAGGAAGUUUGACGGAAGGGAACAAGACCGAAAAUACGGCAGAAAUCAGUAUGGAAGAAGCAGUGAUUCUCUUAGACAUUCUGACAGACAGUCAUUCCGGAGCUCCUAUGGUAACUCAAGACAUGACAAGUAUGCAGAUGAGGAUAGAAAACAUGAGAGGUUAUCAUCUCGAUAUGCGCGUGAGUCAAGGGGAGACCAUAUGAGAGAAGAGAGUGAUAGCAGGUCAAAAAACUACGGGCGUAGUAUGGACAAGUAUUCACGUGAAAAAUACAUAAGGUCUGGAUCUGGCAAGAGGUGUGCGGAAUAUGAUGAGGUGGAGAAGGAGAGGCGUACAAGGGAUGGAGAUGGUCGGGAUGAAAGAAAGGAUUCUCAAAGAAGUUUUGGAGAAAACAAAAGUGAACGUGCUGUUUCCUAUUCAGAAUCUAGGAGCCAAAAAGAUGACAUUGAAAUUAGUAAGAACAAGGACCAAAACUCUAGAAAGGUAGGUGGGGUGUUUGGUGUUGAAGAUAAAGAAUCUUUUGGAAAGAAACCGAAGUUGUUUGGUGCUGACAAGGAUGACAAUUCUGGAAAAGAUGAUGAAAGGAAGACUUCAAGGUCAAAGCUCUCUCAUGAGAGCAAGCCAUAUGUAGGGGCUGCUAAGACCAGUGGUUUUGAUAGUGGCAAUGAUCUAGAUGCUGCAAAAGUGGCAGCCAUGAAAGCUGCUGAAUUAGUUAACAAGAACUUAGUAGGGCCUAAUUGCUUGACUACGGACCAAAAGAAGAAACUGUUGUGGGGCAGCAAGAAGAGUACACCCACUGAAGAGUCUGGCCACCGCUGGGAUAUGGCAAUGUUUGAUCGGGAGCGACAGGAAAAAUUCAACAAACUCAUGGGAGUGAAAGGAGAAGCCAAAGUGGAACAGAGCUCCGACAAUCAAAAUGACAACGACGUACUCCGUGCUGAGAAGCAGAAGGAACUCCAGCUGGAUCUUGAGAAACAGUACACUGCUGGUCUCCGGCGAAGAGAUGGCCGUACAGUUGGAUUAGGUCUGUAA
Lathyrus sativus (Indian pea) is the source of this 1239-nucleotide messenger RNA. The record is from the annotation of a GenBank genome assembly. NCBI's taxonomy places the organism in Eukaryota, Viridiplantae, Streptophyta, Magnoliopsida, Fabales, Fabaceae.